AUGGCGGCUCCCCACCCACUGUCAGCUCUCUCCAUUGAGGAGACGAAUCUCGCUCGGGACGUCGUCAGGGCAGCUCACCCUGGCACGGUCCUCUUCUUCCGCCAGAACUACCUCUGGGAACCACCCAAGGCCGAUGUGCUCCGGUUCCUCGAGCUCGAGCACUCGCGCCAGCUUACGCCCUCGUCUCCGAGACCGGCAAGAUGCGCUCAGGUGUUCUACGAUGUCAUUGGUGGCAAGGCCAAGGCCCAGUACAACGAGGCCGUCGUCGACCUGAAUCUCAAGGCAGUUGUUGACCACAAGAUUAUCGGAACUGAGCACCAGUCCAGUUUGACCACCAAGGAGUUUGAAGAACUUGUAAACUGUGUUCAAGCAGACGCUCUCUUCCAACAAAAGGUCUCUGAGCUCAAGCUCCCAGAGGGCUUCGAGGUCAUUGUGGAGCCAUGGCCUUACGGCGCCCCUGACAUUGAGGAUGGCGACAACCGCUACUUCCAGGCUCUCAUGUUUGCCAGGGAUACCCGCAGCGGGAACCCGGACUCCAACUUCUAUGCCUACCCCCUGCCGCUUAUCCCUGUUAUGGACGCUGCAACCAAGACGAUUGUGCGCAUCGAAGAGCCCGCGACAGGUGGCCGAGGGGAAAGCCUCACAGCCAAAACUCACAAGCCCGAGAUUGUGGACCAUUGUCUGGAGAGCGAAUAUGUCCCCGAGCUGCUUCCCGGGGGUGUCAGAAAGGAUCUCAAGCCCUUGACCGUUGUCCAGCCUGAGGGUCCCAGUUUCUCCAUCACGGAUGGCAACCUUCUGAAGUGGCAGAAGUGGAGAAUGAGAGUCACAUUCAACUCUCGAGAAGGUGCUGUUGUACAUGAUGUCCGAUAUGAUGGUCGCCCUGUCAUGUAUCGUUUGAGUAUUAGCGAUAUGACGGUUCCUUAUGCCGAUCCUCGUCCUCCAUACCACCGGAAGCAGGCCUUUGACUUUGGCGACGGAGGCCUUGGUCACUGCGUCAAUAACCUGACUCUAGGCUGCGACUGCCUUGGUGUCAUUAAGUACUUUGAUGGUGUUCUUAUCAACUCCAACGGUGAUGCCGAAGAGACUAAGAACGUCAUCUGUCUACACGAACAAGACAACGGCAUCAACUGGAAGCACACUAACUGGCGAACGGGCCGAGCGGUGGUCACCCGUCGCCGUGAGAUGGUCAUCCAGUUCAUCAUCACACUUGCCAACUACGAGUACAUCUUUGCUUUCAAGUUCGACCAGGCCGCCGGUAUCAACAUCGAGGCACGUGCUACCGGCAUCGUAUCCGUUGUCAAUAUUGAUCAGGGCAAGACCGCACCCUGGGGCAAUGUGGUCAGCCCUGGUGCCCUGGCCCAAAACCACCAGCACAUCUUCUGCAUCCGGGUUGAUCCUUCAAUUGACGGGCACGAGAACACCGUCGUCCAGGAGGAGAGCCUUCCACUUCGCCUUGACCAGCGCACCAACCCCAAGGGCAACCUGUACGAGGUGCGCCACACGCCAAUCACCACAUCGGCUGGUCUGGAUGCCGCACCAUUCAACAACCGCGUCUUCAAGAUCCAGAACCUAAACAAGAUCAACCCCAUCACCCAGAGACCAGUCGGGUACAAGAUCAUCCCGCCUGCAACCCAGCUGCUCCUCGCAGACCCCAACAGCCGCCAAGCCCAGCGAGCGCUAUUCGCAAAGCACCACCUCUGGGUCACCAAGUACAAAGACCACGAGUUCUUCGCCGGCGGCCGCUACACGCUGCAGAGCAAGCGGGAGAUCGGCGGCGUCAGCGACGCCGCGGACCGCAACGACGACGUCCUCAACCAGGACAUUGUGGUCUGGAGCGUCUUUGGCCUGACCCACAACCCGCGUAUCGAGGAUUGGCCCGUGAUGCCGGUCGAGAUACUGAACCUCUCGAUCACGCCCACCGACUUCUUCACCAAGAACCCGGCGCUCGACGUCCCCUCGGACAAGGAUCUGGGAUCUCAGCUGACUGCUGGUGCCAGCUCCGGUUCUGGUUCCAGUUGCUGUAAACUCUAA
Molecule: messenger RNA, 2031 nt
Organism: Clonostachys rhizophaga
Lineage: Eukaryota; Fungi; Ascomycota; Sordariomycetes; Hypocreales; Bionectriaceae
Source: the annotation of a GenBank genome assembly